CCCCGCCAGGCCCCGCCCCGGAAGGACGCGCAGGGGGCGGGGACGGCGGCGGCGGGCGGCCGGGCCGGGCCAUGGGGAAGGAGCAGGAGCUGCUGGAGGCCGCCCGCACCGGGAACCUGCCCGCCGUGGAGAAGCUGCUCUCGGGCAAGCGGCUCAGCUCCGGCUUCGGCUCCGGCGGCGGCUCGGGCGGUGGCGGCGGCUCCGGGGGAGGGGGCGGCGGCGGCGGCGGCGGGAGCGGCGGUGUGGGGCACCCGCUGUCCAGUCUCCUCAGCAUCUGGAGAGGGCCAAAUGUGAACUGCGUUGACAGUACUGGAUACACUCCACUGCACCAUGCUGCUUUGAAUGGUCAUAAGGAUGUGGUGGAAGUUCUGCUGAGGAAUGACGCACUAACCAAUGUAGCAGACUGCAAGGGCUGUUACCCUCUUCACCUGGCAGCGUGGAAAGGAGAUGCAGACAUAGUGAAACUCCUCAUCCACCAGGGACCUUCGCACACUAAAGUGAAUGAGCAGAAUGCUCUUGAGAUCAAAGAACUCAAAAAGUACGGCCCCUUUGACCCAUAUAUCAAUGCCAAGAACAACGACAACGAGACGGCGCUGCACUGCGCUGCCCAGUACGGCCACACAGAGGUGGUGAAGGUCCUGCUGGAGGAGCUGACGGACCCUACUAUGCGCAAUAACAAAUUCGAGACUCCCCUGGAUCUGGCCGCGCUCUACGGGAGGCUGGAAGUUGUGAAGAUGCUCUUGAACGCUCACCCCAAUCUUUUAAGCUGCAACACUAAGAAACACACUCCCCUGCACCUGGCAGCUAGGAAUGGUCACAAAGCUGUAGUCCAUGUCCUCCUGGAUGCUGGCAUGGAUAGCAACUAUCAGACUGAAAAAGGCAGUGCUUUGCACGAAGCUGCUUUGUUUGGCAAGACAGAUGUGGUACAAAUCUUGCUGGCUGCAGGUAUUGAUGUGAACAUAAAGGACAACAGAGGCCUGACAGCUCUGGAUAUUGUGAGGGAACUUCCUUCCCAGAAGAGCCAGCAUAUAGCAGCCCUCAUUGAAGAUUACACAAUUGGGAAGAAAAGUGCCAAAGCUGCAGAGAAGACUGUCCAAGCACCGCUUGUUGCUGCCACUGAUGCUGUGUGCCGGAUAUCUCAGGGUGAUGUGGAGAAAGCGGUGACAGAACUGAUCAUAGAUUUCGAUGUGAACCCUGAAGAGGAGAGCCCGUAUGAAGCUUUGUACAACGCAACGUCCUGCCACUCUCUGGACAGUCUCGCCAGUGGGAGAUCUUCCGACCGAGAGUCUGUGAAUAAGGAAGUGGAAACAAGUGGUGUUAAAGCAGCAGGAGUCAGGCCUCGGGAACGUCCACCCCCGCCUGCCAAGCCACCCCCUGACGAAGAGGAGGAGCAGCACGUGGAGAAGAAGAUAGGCCACGGCGCUUCCUGCGAGGCCUCUGUUGCACGAAGAAAGAGCAGGGGAAGUGGAGCCGAGGAAGAGGAGCAUCCUUAUGAGCUGUUGCUUACAGCAGAAACUAAAAAGCCAGUUCCGGUGGAUAGAAAAACAAAAGACCACAGGAGGAGCAGUGGCAGCCGCAGCCAAGACUCUGCAGACGGCCAGGACAUCCAGGUUCCCGAGCAGUUUUCUGGGUUGCUUCACGGUUCUUCCCCCAUCUGUGAAAUAAGUGAGGACCCUUUCAGGCUCGUCCCUUCCGCGGAGAAAGGAGGCGCCGAAGGUACGAGCCACCCGCCUGCUAUGCAGCUGGAGGAUGCCGACUCGCCUGCCCCCGCGUCGGUACGGACCAGCUCUCCCGAGCGCAACCCGCACGUGGUCUACGCGACCGUCCAGCACGCGCACGCCAACCGGGCGGAUCCCGAAACUCUAGUCACACCCCGCGUGCUUCAGCACCCCGGCGGUGCCGAGGACGAGGGGGACAGAGGCGGCGCUGUGGGCCGAGCCCACCCGGGGAGCAAGCCCAAAGCCGAGCUCAAACUCAGCCGCAGCUUGUCCAAAUCGGACUCGGAUCUUCUGACCUGCUCUCCGACGGAGGACGAUGCCAUGGGGAGCCGGAGCGAAUCGCUCUCGAACUGCAGCACUGGGAAGAAGAGACUGGAGAAGUCGCCGUCCUUCGCUUCGGAGUGGGACGAGCAGCGCCGGCAGCCGUCGCUUCGUGUCGCCGGAGCUCAGGCCUCGCACAGCAUUGAGAAAAUCAUGAGCUCCAUCGGCGAAGGCAUCGACUUUUCUCAGGAACAGCAGAGGAUCUCAGGUUCGCGGAUGCUGGAGCAGAGUGUCGGGGAGUGGCUGGAGUCCAUUGGCCUGCAGCAAUAUGAGAGUAAGCUGCUUUUGAACGGCUUUGAUGAUGUCCGCUUCCUGGGCUGCAACGUCAUGGAGGACCAGGACCUGCGGGAGAUCGGCAUCAGCGACCCGCAGCACCGCCGGAAGCUCCUGCAGGCCGCUCGCUCCCUCCCCAAGUUGAAACCUCUGGGCUGCGAUGGGAACAGCCAGCCUUCGGUCCCCGCCUGGCUCGACUCCCUGGGGCUGCAGGAUUACAUUCAGUCCUUCCUCUCGAGCGGCUACAGCUCUAUUGACACUGUGAAAAACCUCUGGGAGCUUGAAAUAGUGAAUGUGCUGAAAGUGAAUCUGCUCGGCCAUCGGAAGAGGAUCAUCGCCUCCCUGGCGGACAGGCCCUACGAGGAGCCACCGGCCAAGCCGCCGCGGUUCUCGCAGCUGAGAUGCCAGGAUCUGAUGUCCCAGACGUCGUCGCCCCUGAGCCAGAACGACUCCUGCACGGGCAGGUCAGCUGAUCUCCUGCUGCCCUCCGGGGACACUGGGAAGAGGCAACACGACCGUGGCACCGACGUUGCUCCAUACCCCAGAGCCGAGCGCUACAAACCACAGGAGGACCGCCGUGAGUCAAAGCUGACCCUGCGCCCCCCCAGCCUGGCUGCCCCCUAUGCCCCAGUCCAAAGCUGGCAGCACCAGCCGGAGAAGCUCAUCUUCGAGUCCUGCGGGUACGAGGCCAACUACUUGGGCUCCAUGUUGAUCAAAGAUCUCCGAGGGACGGAGUCUACGCAGGACGCCUGUGCCAAGAUGAGGAAAUCCACAGAGCAUAUGAAGAAGAUCCCGACCAUAAUACUGUCCAUCACGUACAAGGGGGUGAAGUUCAUUGAUGCCUCUAACAAGAACGUCAUUGCUGAGCACGAGAUCCGGAACAUAUCCUGCGCUGCCCAGGACCCCGAGGAUCUCUGCACGUUCGCCUACAUCACCAAGGACCUGCAGACCAGCCACCACUACUGCCACGUCUUCAGCACCGUGGAUGUGAACCUGACGUACGAGAUCAUCCUCACGCUGGGGCAGGCGUUCGAAGUCGCCUACCAGCUGGCCCUCCAAGCCCAGAGAGCGAGGCCUCUGGGUGCUGCAGCGGGAGAAACGAUCGAAACGAAAUCUUCCAAACCGGUGCCUAAACCGCGAGCCGGCAUGAGGAAAUCCGCAGUGCCGCUCCCUCCCGACACUCGCUGUUGUUACUGUCACACCUGUACUACACACCGCCCCUCCUACCUGCCGCUGCAGUCUGUUAGCCCCGGAGCUAAGCUGGAGCCCUCUGAAGUGGACCAAGACUCCCAGUCUCAUGCCAGUGUCUCCUGGGUUGUGGACCCCAAACAGGACUCCAAGCGGACCCUCAGCACUAAGUAUGAGACCACUAUCUUCUAAAGCAAACAAACCCUGUGUCCACCUAGUCUAACCGUGCCUUUGCGAUCUGAUCUGUCUGCUGUUCUAAACUCCCUCUUCCUCCAGCUGCUCGCACUGAGCCCCGCGUAGGCACUACGUCAAAGGCAGCAGCACUUAGGAGACUGUAGACUUAAACGGCUUUUGUACCUGAUCACUACUGAACACUGUGAAUUCUCCUUACUCGGAAACAAGGGUAACACGCUGUUAGAUACCGGUGAGGUGGGAGGUGCAGAGGGAUGCAGGCUGUGGGAAUCUGAGAUGUGGAUCCAGGAAGCCGCCUGCCAUUUUCACGUCUUUCCCCUUGCUCUGGCACUGUGAAUCUCUGGGGCAACGUGACGCUCCCCAGGCCUUUUUUCUAUUUCACAUUCUUAUCCUUGGACUGAUGGAGACCUCUUGUCUCUGCGGUGCACGCGCUCCCUCCUCCCAGAUUCUCUACUUCCCAACUGAGCCACGGCUGCGUACUGUUCCAGCGAACUCACCCCUCUUCUUACCUGUCAUUUGAAUCGACACUAACCACUGUGAUACUGCCUGCAAAUAACACGUUCACUAGAUUUCCUGAUGGGGACCCUGCCCGCAAUCUCUCUCCUUGGAGCCUGGAGCAGAAAACCUGGCUGCGCUCUGAUGGGAGCGCUGGUUUGGGCCAGGUGCGAUCGCUCCCACUGUGAGCUCUGACCCUUCUCGGAGAUCAGCGUGGGGGCCUCCGGGCAGUGCCCUGCAGAGGCUUUUCGGUUGCAUGUGUUUCAGUCCCUUGUAGGAUUUGCCCCACAGACUUUCUGUUUACACUCGCCAAACUCCUUGUGAGCUAUGGGCAAAGUUCUCAUUUUCCAGACUGUAAAGGGGUUAAGCUUUUAAAGGCACAUGUUGUUAGCACCGCGUUGGGAAGGAAAAGUGCUUGAGGAAGGCUGGAUACCGUGGUGUUAGAGGUCUGAUAAAGCGGGCAGAGCUUUGCUGUGUUCAGCAGGUUUCCCGCAGUUUUACUUUUUUGCCAAAGGGAGAAAUGUGAUUGAAAUCAGUCUGCUGCUGAUCCCAAGGCUUAUUUUCAGUCUACAAAACAUUGCACGACGAGGGCUGUAGGGAUCUUGAAACAUCUGUCACCUUCCAUCCUUGAGUGUGAGGAUUUCACUUGGAGAUGGCCCUGUAUCAGUGGGCAUCUCUGCCUUUGCUUUCUCAAGCUGUUUCUUAAGUGCGUGCUGUUUCCUUCUGGGAGCAUGUCCCCAUUUCUGUGUAUUUCAGCAGAAGCUGCCUUUAAUUGCUGAACAUGACUGGGGAUCCUUUGCAUUUGCAACUGCAGGGCACUUGCUGCAAGGGUCGCAGCAGAGCUGGGACGGGUCCAGGUGUGCUGUGGGGCCCUUCAGGGCAGCCCCCCAUGAAUUCCCAAGCACGUCGUCCAUUAGACUAACCCCCAUUCCUUCACUUGCGUUUGCAAAGCUCAGUGAGAUGAAACUGAGGAGGAGAACGAUCCGAUGGUUAACUCACUGAUUUGCAGUGAGUCUAAGUAACUUGGCCUCUCUUUACCUCAGUUUCCCCGUUUAUAGGAUGGGGACAAAACUUACCUACCUACCUCGCAGGGGGCAUGGGAGGCUUGCUCAAUGUGCAGAGCUAUUUUAAGACCCUCUAGUGAAAGGCUUCCACGCAGUGACAGCAAACCCAUUACGCUCAGCUUUGCUCUCCUGAUGCAUGAAAUACCUAACUCGCAAAGACAGUCCUGCAGCAAACCUGCAUCUUGGACGCUGACCAACUUCUCAUGGCAGCGGCUGUCGCACCUUUCCCAGGGACAGAGCCGAGCAGCUGGGGCAGCGUGAGGAGGGCUCUAGCUGUGCACUGUUUGGACUGCAGAAAGCUUGCUAGCAUGCAACCUUAAUGUGAGUGUCUGAACUCACCCAGGGUCUGGCAUCACUGGCAAGAUCCCCUCAGUCCAGUUUUGGAGAGCCAGUGGUGACAGGGGGCCUGUAUUAGGACGAGAGCUGUGAAGAAAGGUGGACAGCUUCCCAUCUCCAUGUGACGAGUCUGCGUGGACAUCUCAAACGAACAUGGAGAGGAGGGCACACACGUAUCUCCAGUAAUGCUCCGUGUUUCCAAACGAGCUUUUAGAAUUUACCCCAAAUCUCCCUUCCUGACAAUUAUGUCAUGCAGUGACAAUUAUGACAAUUAUGAAGGUAUGACAAUUAUGUCAUCAGCAGUGAGUGGUCAGAACAGCAAACCUGGCUUAUUUACAGCUGUUACUUAUGGGCUUAUUCUACAACUUGCAGAGCUGUGGGACAAGCUUGCGUGCAAGUUCUGUUGGGGCCGUGGGUCUGUAGUCUCACGGCUUCUGUUUCCCCAGACUUGUGGUGGAAUCUGAUGUUUCAAAAUCUUUAUUUAGCUCUUUCUCAGGAAUGAGUUUGGCCUCCCCAGUCUGUUGUGGCUUAAUGAUGUUGAGUGGCAAACUGACUUCAAACUAAGAACCAGGCUAGUAAGAAUCCAAGUGAAAGGACUCAAAGGACUGUCUUAAAGCACAAAGAGGAAAACUGUCUUGCACAUAUAUUUUGCAUGCAGUGGAGCCCCUUAACACAGAGCCAGUGGCUCCUCUGCCUGAAGACCUCGGAAGCAGAGCGCUGGUGCUGCGGUUGCCCGAGGUGCCGCAGUGUCACCUUACGGCUGGAGCGUCACAGGCUGCAGAACACUGCAGUGUUUGAGGUGCUCCGAGAGACGGGGUUUGAGUUUGAUAUAUUGGCUUAGCAUCUUUCCAAGCUGUAAAAGUGUGUCCUGAGGAGGUUUUAUGUCCUUCAAAGGGAACUUGAGUUAGUAAUAGCAAUGGUAAUGUAGUUUCUGCUUGUAAGCAUUUACCCUGCAGUUGCUCACGCGUGUACCUGGUUUUAGAGGGUCUGAGCUCUUGCAACUCCUGCUUUCAGCUGGGAACAGCAGGUUCCUCAGCACCUCUUAAAACCAGGUCCCAAAUGCAUGUGCCUUUCUAAGGGUAACCAUCCAAGUACAGCUGGGAUCACAGGCACAUCUGCCUCAACUGCAAAGCUGCUGCCUCCAUAGUGCUCACGGCUUUGCCUCCUCCCCUGGCUACGUGCCUCGUCUCUCCCAGCGCUUGUUUUUGUAUGACUUGUAAAUCAUUCAUUCCAUUAUCUUCCUUUCUGUUUGCCUCUGAAAAGCUGAUCUCCAGGCAGCUGUCUCCUACCACGGAAAUGUAGUAACGGGGCAGAGACCUAAGAAGCAGUGGCCUGCUGACACGAAGAUCAUCUCCAUCUGGCACUGGUGUCUGCCUCUGAGUGCAUGCAUGGCUGCUCAGUGGGGGCUGCCAAGCAGAGGGGGGAAGGGAUCCCAGCAACCAGCUGAGAAAAGCAGCUCUCCAUUUCUAGCAAAGGAAAGUUGAGUCUUCUGAGGCCGAGAGCGAUUGUCACGUUUUCUAGUUUGAGACAGACUUCUUUCAAACCGGUUCUUUUUACAUGCAAAAUCACACAGAGCAAAACACGUUCACAGUUAAAAAUGUAGCAUUGCAGAUUUUUGGUGAGGGAAAAUCCUUAUUUACUGAGAAUCCACAGAGUACUGUAUCCGACAAGGAGUACAAUAGAAAGCCUUAGCAGUGGGAGUGAUGUGUGCAUCUCUAACGGUACUUAAAUUUGCUUCAUUUCUGGGUGAACAGUAGAGAAUGCCAAAUUCUUGGAAAUAACUUCCUCCAGUGUGAGAAGCUUUGCAAGGUGGGUCUGCAGCCUUUGUUUUCAAAGCCACUCCAAGCUUUUAUAGCUUAUGGAAAUAACUUAGGGAAAACAGUCUGCAAAGGAUCUUUCACCCCAGAGCAGUUAUGGCCAAGUAUUACCGAUGGUACAAAGCUUGCUUUCCCUACAGAGAACUGUUGCAUUGCAAUACUUGACAUUUCUAUGGCAAGGACACAAUUUUUUUUCCCAUUUAUGCACUGAAUACCUGGAGAGGACUCCAUUCUCCAGCCUCUUGUGCACCUGUCAUGUUUUUAAAUGCAGUUAUGCCCUGAAGAGUUGGGGGGUUUUACGUUUAUUCAUUUGUGACUUAGCACUUUUUUGAUACUAGCUCAUUAUUUAAUUAGUGCAACAGUUUCAGAAGAUGAACAAAUAAGGAGUUAAAUUCUGGGCUUUCCGCUGAAACAGUCCAUACCUGAGGAUAAAUCAAAUCAACCGAAGGAUGGCUUGGCCCCAGUCAAAGUCCUGUAUCCCCAAAUGCCACCAUGUUGAAGAUGCUGUGUACUUAGUUUCUUUUGAAUUACCAGAGUAUUUAACAGUAGUUUCGGCUGUGACUAAACUGAUGUGUUUCCACAGUACUGUUUCCCUUGAGGGAGAGAUGUUAAAAUGGUUAUGAUUUUUAGUUCUUGAGAUGCAAAAAUGUAGCGCAGCACACUUGUUAUAAUCUCGACAGGCAUCGUAAUGGUUGGGGAUGUGGUACCCUGCUGCUUUAUUAGAAUGAUAUGCCCUAAUAAUUUCUGUUUAACUCCAUUUGCUGCUGUAUUUCAGGAUUUCAUUUAGUCUCUCUAGCCUGUAAGACAGAGAGCAGUGAACCAUAAUCCCAAGGGCAUAGACCUGUAAAUGAUUAGGAGGGGGAAGUGGAGUUUUUUUUUUUUAAUUUGAUGAAUUUAGGAAACCUAACAUUCCUUGUUAUGCAUAUGUUGCAAUUCAUACUGGUGUAAGUGUAAAUAUUUGGUGUGUUGGCAACAAGUCUUUUUGGAGAGAUUGCAAAUUGAACCUCUGCUUGGGAGGAGGGACGCCUUUCUUUUUUGAUGCAUGAGCUUUUGAAGGUUGGCUUGGAGGUGAAGUGGUGAUGAAGACUCCAAUCUUCAAGGGACUGGCCUUAGGCGACCCUGGUGGUCCUUUCCAGUCCUGUGUAUAAAUCUUAUGGUUGUCUUUAGUGAUCCAACAGUUCUUUAGCCAGAUACUCUCUUUCUCACUUCAUAGACAAAGCAAUUAUUUUGGCAACGCAUCUCCCCUCUUAUUUUGGCGGGUUUUUUUCAAGGUACUUGCGUGCUGGAGACUGAUCCUGGACCAUGCCUGUUACUGACUUCUAGCGAUUUGAUAACCUGUCCAUUACGCAGUAUUCUGGCCCUUCCUCCUUACAGGGUCUCAUGGUAUCUGGAGGAAAGUGCCCUAAAUUUCUGGUGCUGAAUAUGACUUUAAAUCAAAAUGCAUCUGCUUUACUACCUGCUUGUGCGAAGGUGGUACUAUCCCAGGUUUUGUUCCCCUUUUCAAGAACAGAUUAUGUUUUAGAGACUUCCAUUUGUAUGUGGCAUGAGUCCAGGCCGGGAACUCGAGACAGAUAAACUAAGAUGCAUAGUUGCUUGUCUUUUUUAAAUAUAGGAGGGGAUGAUUUUUUUUCCUCAAAUGAAAGCUGCUUUAUACUUUUUAAUUUUGCAUUUACAAAAAAUGCUAAUCUUAGCUGUUCAGAUGUCUUUGAACUUGCUUUGAGCUUUUUUUCUUUCUAGAAGAAAAAUUGAUGCAACUUGUGGGGUACGUGCCUGUUCCCUUCCAGGAUGUACCUCCACUGAAAAGUUUAUACCUUCAUAAGGCUGCUGUCAGACACAGACCAGAUGCCAAAUAGUACCUCCAGUUCUGUGUGUAGCUGAAGUGGAUUCAGUUGCUUUAAUGCUCCUUCCAUACCACUUCAGAAAUUUCUAGCAGCAGAAUUUUCCCUGGCUUUCUUGUGCUCACAUCAUGUCCAUGGAAUCAGAUCUUUAUUUUAGAGCAAGCACAGUGUUUGCAAUGCUGCAUUGUUGCAAAAAAAUCUCCCUUUUAGAUCUCAUGUUGGCAUUAUUUACUACAUUUUUCAAAAGGAAGUAAAUGUGCUGCUCUUCAAAAAGUAGAUCUAGCGCGAACAUUUUUCUUACCCUUGGAAGAAAAACCUGAGAUUCCCUAACAGGGCAGAGAACAGUCAAGUUCAGUUUGCAAUGUAGACAUUUUUGCUAAUUGUGAUGUAUGGCAGUGGGACUGAUUUGUAAUACAAAUGUUAUUUAAUCUGUCUGUAUUUUGAUACUUGAAUUUUCUUUUAUUUCCUGUAUAUACAAUUGUUAAUCUGUUCAAAUUUGUCUGAAUUUUAAACAUCUUGUGGUACCAAACAUAACCGAUCUGUGCAACAACAUAGACUGACCUCACUACAACAAGGCGAGAUUGUAAAUAUUCCUGGGCUUCCAGCAGUCGUUUUGUUGUUUCCAUAAUUGUACAACUUAGAACAGACUGAAUUAAUAAACAAAGUUAGACACA
Messenger RNA from Dromaius novaehollandiae (emu), 9916 nucleotides. It is a transcript of the gene ANKS1A, whose product is annotated as ankyrin repeat and sterile alpha motif domain containing 1A. The record is from RefSeq and is a predicted model, not a curated record. Lineage: Eukaryota; Metazoa; Chordata; Aves; Casuariiformes; Dromaiidae. The coding region runs from base 72 to 3692 and encodes 1206 amino acids. Gene Ontology annotation, molecular function: ephrin receptor binding. Gene Ontology annotation, cellular component: cytosol. Gene Ontology annotation, biological process: ephrin receptor signaling pathway. The transcript has 26 exons.